AGAUAAGAUGAAUGCGUUGCAGAUGAGUGAAUAGUGUUGUGAGUCAAUACUGGAAUCAAAGUGCUCAAGUAGGGACAAUUAAAGUACUUACCUUUCAAUAAAAUCAUGUCAGCCAGAACAUCGACAAUCAAAGGAUCUUCAAGUCGAUUGUAAGAAAGGUCUAAAACUGAAAGAUUCCUGCACAUCUUCAGGUGAGCUAGAUCCUCUGCAAUAAAACUGUUCUUAAACCAAGAAAUUCAUAAAUUGUAGCCCACUUACCAUUAUUUUAGUGUAUACUUACCUACAGAUGUUAACAUAUUGUGAGCGAUACUCAAAGUGUGUAAAUCAGGAACUACAUCGAGAUUCUCAAUCUUAGUGACAAAAUUGUGGUCUAAGUUUAGUGUGUCUAAUUUGGGACAUCCGUCUAGGUUCUCGAUCUUUCUGACAACGUUGUAAUGGAGGUAGAGGCAUUUUAACUGAGACAGAGUGUCCAAACCUUCAAUCCUCUGUAUACCAUUAUUCUCAAGAAAUAAGCAUUUAAGACCCGUGUACUCUUCUAAGUUUUCAAUUGUCGAAAAUCCCUGGAAUUUGUUAUCUAUAAUAUUAUUUGCUGCACCAAAGUAAAAGCUCAUUUAAUGUGGAUAAGAUUUUUUUAAUACCUUCAUGUAAUGUAACAAAAAACAUUCAUAUACAAUAGACCGACGGUAAUUCAACAAAUGUUUUGCAAGGCAAUGUCACAUUAUAGAGUAGGUACUGCCUAAGAUCAUGCUCUGUAUUCAGAAAUGUUAUGAUAACGAGUACUUUGUUAUCCGAAAAAUUAAGUACAUAUGCUUUAGUUCUUGUUAUGAGAUACAUAUCAAAAAAAAUAUGAUAGGCGUGUCGAAUUAUAAGGGCUACCGCGGAUCUACUGUAUAAUGGUUUCUUACCUUAAAAUGAAGAUACAAAAUAUCAUUUAAUUGUGGUGUACAGUAUAACUUGUGCUGCUUGCAAUGAUUUCUUAUAAAUUCCUUGGUCAUGCGAGGUCCUCUAUUCAUCUCCUCUAGCUCUUUUUCGAGCUUCAGACGCUCUCUCUUUUUAGCUUCCUCUUUUUCCUUCUGUUUUUGCUGUUUCUUCAUCUCAUCUUCUUGCGUCACUAAAAAUAUUGGUUACGAUCCUACAGAUACGAAUAAAUAAAACAAAAAAACAAGCAAAACGGGUCGACAGGAACUAAAUAUCACAUAAAAUAUAUAUGUUACUAGCUGACCCAGCGAACUUCGUACCGCCAUAAAAAAUAGGGGUUGGUGGUAGAAAGUUGAAAAUUUAGGGAUGUAUGUAUUUUUGUAUGAUGUAUCAUAAAAAAAUUAAAAAAAAACUAUCUAAAAUUGAAAAAGAAAUUAGGGGUAGAUUACCCUUAACAUUUAGGGGGAUGAAAAAUAGAUGUUGUCCGAUUCUCAGACCUACCCAAUAUGCACACAAAAUUUCAUGAGAAUCGGGAAAGCCGUUUCGGAGGAGUUUAACCACAAACACCGCGACACGAGAAUUUUAUAUAUUAGAUUAUAAAUAACCAUGACGCGGAAUCAACAAUGCCUAUCAUACAAAUAAAUUACCCUACAUAGGUUAGAGCUCAGGACCUUUGGUACUGAAGGCAGGAGCGAAUCAUUGUGAAAGAAAUAAAAACCCUAUUCCACAUUGACCUAAAUUUUUCCUCACCUUCUGUUAGCAUUGCCUGUGGUGUUAAUUCUUCAUUUCCAAUAUUGCGGAUGUGAUCACCUUGGGCCUGUUUGUCUACUACAGAGCUUUCUUGUUCCUGUAUUUUUCGACAACCUGCUGCACCUAAAAGUGUUUUCUUUCUGUUCUCUUCUCGAUGCAACAUACUAUUUGCCAGUCUCAGUACUUCUUUAUUAUCUUUCAUCUUGUCUUUAAUAUCAUACAGAAGUGCAUUGAUUCGUUUAUUGCGAUCUAAUUCUCGUUGUUUAAAUUCAGAGAGAUUCUUAUUUGUCUCGUCAUCGUAAUUAGAUUUAACAUCAUAUGACUCGCUUUUAAAUCUUUCACUUUGUUGUGUUUCGUCUUUUUGCUUAUGUACCUUAGUGAUGUUCUCCAUAUCCAUAUUCUCUAAUUUAUCUGUAGCCUGUUUAGCUGGGUGUAAAAUUCCAUGUGAUUUUUUUAAUAUCUCGUCAACUUCUUCAAUAAACACCUUACAUUCUUCAUUUCGUUGUUCAUAACUUUCUUUACUUUUAUUGAUUCGCUCUUCGUGACAUUUUAUUUCUGCAUUCAGUUUAUUAAUUGCAUCAUGAAUAUCGUUAAUUGAAUUCUCUGUAACUGUUCCUUUAGGUACGACUUCCUCAAAAUCAGUUUUAUUACUAUUUUCUUCUGUUUCUGCCCUAUCGACUUUAAUAGAUGUCUCUUUCUGCCAAUUUUCACGUUCUUCUUUAAGUUUUUGAUAAGCAAUAUUUGAUUUCCGUGAAUUUUCUAAUGCUUCGUUAACAUCAUUUAGCAGUUCAUUCAUACUGUUUAGCUUGUUAGUGAUAUCUUCUCGUAUCAAAGUACUCAAAUUAUCAGCUCCUUCUACAAUAUUACGAGCUAGACUCUUCAUUUCCUUGAAUUCCAUUUCGUUAUUGUCUUUGUUUUCAUUAUUACUCAUUUCGAAUAUAUCUUCUAAUGCAGUUUGUAAUGUUAGUUCUAUUUUUUCAUCAAACUUCUGCUUUUUGGCUGCUGCCAAAUUAUUUUCAGUAAUGUCAUUCUUAUCAACCUGCAAUGUAUCAUUAUUUACUGUCAGGAUUCUUUCUGUUAAAUUACUUGUUUGGUUGUUGGAUUCAGCAGUCGAAUUUAGUACAGAGUUAAUAGCGAGCAAUGCUUCUUCGGUUUCCUUCAAUUUUGUUUCCAUUGACUUUGGAAAAACUUCAUAAUAAGAAACUUCAGAAUCUAUAAUUUCUUCUUUAUUUUCCUUUUGUUUAAUUUCUAUUUUACUAAUUUCUUUCCUGUUUAGGUCAGGAGUGACAGGAUUAUCCUUCAACGACAUAUUCAUAACUUCAUUUAUAGCAUACGUUUCCUUUACUUCAUCAAAUACAGAUUUCCUUAUUUGGCCUUUAAUUAAUUGGGUCGAUGACUCCUUCAAAAUUGGAUCAGAUUUUAUGUGGCUUUUGUUUAUAAAAGGUUUUGUUGUUGUUGUUGAUUGCGUGUCCUCAUAUUCAUCUGCAAGUUUUAAUAACAUAUCUUUAGUUUCUUGGAAUCUUGUUUCGUAAGAUUUUCCAGUGUAAUGACUCACAACUUUUUCAAUAGCUUCAAAAUCUUCAUCAUCAUUAUCUUCGCUUUUAUUUUCUAAUUUGAUAUCUUCCUCGGUAUUUUUUACUGGUUCGGCCUCAUAAUCAUUGAUGGAGUUUACCAGAGCUUGCAUAUGUUUGUAAUUAAGUCUAUUUACCUUUUCAAUAUCACCAUCGGCUGAAUCUAUUUCUGAUCGCAUAUCACUGAAGGCUGCUAUAUUGAUUUUGUCCAAUGGUAUUGAAAUCGGUUUUCUCUCUUCCGUGCCUGUCACUAUUUGUAUUUGCCUGGCUUUUUCUGCUAUUAUGGGAUUUCCUUUGAGUUUUUCUUUGAUUUCCUCGACAGUUAAUGGUCUGUUAGUGUCUUCAAUUUGAGUGAAAGGCUGCCCCGUCAUAACUUCAUAUUCAGACUUUACUUCCCCCGAAGCUGAGGCAACUAUAUAAGGUCUAUUCUCCUGACUUUUCAAGGGUUUAAGUUCGUUUUCAAUCACUUUAUCGAUCACCUCUUGAGGGAAUUUGGCGUCUUUGAAGAAUAUUUUAAGUUCUUCGCGUUUUUUAUCUAUGUAAGCAGACUCGGCAGAUAUAGAUGAGUCAGGUAUGUCCAUUAUCCAAUUAAUUCACGUAAAAACUCAAUAAAAUAAUAUUUACUUCUUUUUCAGUAGUAAAACGUGAGGUGCGCUAGUUUAUCUAUCACCAUGGUUACAAUUUGGCAUUUUGUUAGAUCGAAGUGUGAAUUCAAAUUUCGAAAUCAGCGCGCUUUCCAAGGACUACAAUUUUUCUUUUCACGUAGGUAGAUCGUAGACAGUAAAAUCAACUAUACAAUAUCGCUCUAAUAAAAUUAAGAAUUUUACCAUGGAUAUUUUUUAUAUUUAAAUUACGACCCCACUGAAGCAUAAAUUCAUUUCGGUUAUCACAAAAUACAUAAAAAUAACAAUAGCAUAACAUCAUUGGAACCAUAUUGGAAAAUCUGAACAUGGGCGGAACUGAACUGAAGCACUUUUCUUAUUACUGAAGUUAAAGCUCUAUGGUUUUGUGUAUUUUGCUUUCCAUAUGGCAAAAUGAAUCAUUCUGUCAACUUACGACGUGACAUGACAGUUUCUCAGUUUCACAAAUACAAAUUCUAUCUACCUGAAGUCCUGAAUUAUGGACUGAAUUUAUUGGUUUUCCAAGCUCAACGUUUAUAUACCACUGAAAAUCAUUGUCAUUUUUACUAUUUUCAGGUCCAUUCUUUAAGAAGCUCACACAAAAUGACCGACGAACGUAAUUUUCGGUCUUCAUACUACGAAAAAGUUGGAUGCCGGGGUGUGGAAGAAAAGAAGUCCUUAGAAAUUCUUUUAAAAGAGAAACCAUGGGAUAAACUGAAGCUGAAACAAUUCUGUUUACGUUUCACAGUGCCUGCGGCAUAUAGAAAUCUCGUCUGGAAAGUUUUAUUGGAUAUCUUACCUGUAUAUCCUGAUUCACAUCAGUUUGUGAUGGAACAACGAACAGAUCAAUACAAUGACUUGCUAUAUGCUGUGGAACUGUUAGAUCUGGUUGAUUUGAAGGCUCCUCGAAGUAAGAUUCUGCUGCAGAUGUGGCUUCUUGACAAUGAGCAAAGAGAACCACCGAUUUUCAAGGAAACUAAUUGCUCGUUGGAGGAUACAUUUGUGCCUAUUACUGACACCUUAUUGGAGCUCUAUGAUGAUGAGGUGGACAUCUAUUGGUUUGCGAAGAGUCUCACUGAAGUAGUGCGAGUGAUGCAGAAAGACCUGUCCAAACUAAAUGAGGCUUUCCAAAGCAUGCUGGAGAAAGAAGAUGGAGAAUUGUAUAACCAUCUAGUUGAGUUGAAUGCACUGGAAAAAUUGCCACUUCUAAAAUGGUACAAUUGCUGUUUUGCUGGAGUUCUGGAUGAUACUUCGUUGGCCAAAAUCUGGGAUAAAUUGUGCAGUGGUGCGCCGAAAAUACUAUCAUUUGUCGCCGUAAUGCUUAUUAUAACUUUGAGACGUAACAUUUUAAAGGCGAAAUCGGUACAAGAAAUUCUAAAAUGCGUUUCACAGAUACCAGAGCAAUAUGAGGAAGUUAUCGCACUGAAAGCAAUGGAGCUGUGGCAAUAUUAUGGCUCCCAGCCACAGAACGAUCCCCUUGCGAAGAAAUGAUGUAUGACUUUCUAAUGAGUGCAAACCACUCAUUAGAAAUAAAAUGAAACAAAUCAUGAACUAUGCAGCAUUUUGCAUGAAACAUUAUUAUUCUAGAGAUGCUUGGACAAGAUCUCAAUGGUAAAUACAAGUUUGAACUUUAAAACCUGGUUACAAAGGCGUUAUUUGUGGUUAAAUAUUAAUGAGUAUUUGUAUCUUAUGAGUGUAAUAACCUUUCAGUAAUAAAGAAAACUUUAAAGCAAUCACGAAUUAUAUUAUAGAAUUACAUAUAAUUUUUAAUAAUAAGGUGUUAUAAUCUGGUGUGGUAUGUAAUGUGUAUUUAUUACCUAGCAAUUUAGUCAAAAACUUGGACCUAAACCUAAAUUUGACAGUAGUAUGUAUGUAUAUCAAGAAUGUAAUAAAAUAAGAGACUCUCAAAUUAGGUUUACGUUAAUAGAAUUUUGCCAGAAUUGGGCCACUUUAGGAAUUACAGAUAUGCAAUUAUAACGUUAUCUUAUCAAUAAACGAAAAGUAACCUUGUACUAGUAACACACUGGUGUCAAUUCUGGCGUGAUUCUCUAAACCUAAAACUAAAUUUAAGGUCAGUCUCACCUUUUCAUUCUGUAUAGAGAAGGACAAGGAUGCACUGUUGUCAAAUUUAAGUUUAGCUUUAGAGAAUCAUGCCAGAAUCGACAUCACUGUUUUGUUUGCAUUACUUUAAUAACUUAUGUAGACAUAAUUUAAGAAGAAUUACAUAGAAAAUAUAUUUUGGUAUAAAUAUCUUGUGGUUUAGUGCUUAAUUUAAAAAUAUAUGAUAUUACCUCAAAAAAGAUAGACAAGCGUUCAAGAGUUUCAGUAGAAAACGUCAUACAAAGGUUGCGUUUAUGUGUCUUUAUUUAUGUGGUAGAACCGUAACUUUAUUACCAUAAAAAGUCAGAGUUUGAGAAAAAACGUCAUAGAAAAUUUGCCUAAACAAGGUUUUAAACCGUAUCUAGCUUUUUUGUGGUAGACUGUAAGUUUCUAAUUCAAAUUUAUUGUGCAAAUAGUUAUUGUAAGAAUAAUGUAAUUGUUUCUGGUGUAAUUUGUAAUUUUAUGUUAUUGAUUACGCUCUAAUAUUGAUAUGUAUAUAAGUGAUUUAUUUUAAUGUUUAGUUAAUAUGCUAAAUUAGCAAAUAAAUGGCAAGCAUGUGGCACGCCAUAUUGAUAAGGGUGCCUAACAUAUAAAAAUAGGCUAUAGGGCAUUACCAAUAAAGAAAAUAAUAAAUAUUUUAUACUAGUCAGUAGGCGUCUGUUGCUAAGAUUUGGAAAUUACGAAGGUAGAAGUAACAAAAUGUUUUGUGUGUAAAUAAAUGUAUUAAUACAGUCA
Chilo suppressalis (striped riceborer) is the source of this 6694-nucleotide messenger RNA. The record is from the annotation of a GenBank genome assembly. Lineage: Eukaryota; Metazoa; Arthropoda; Insecta; Lepidoptera; Crambidae.